AUUUAAUAGAUUAAUAUUUUUUUCCUAUUUAGCUGAUUAUUAUAAUAAUUGUAUUAUGAACAUAGAGUAAAAUGUAAAUAAUAACUAACGCCGUCCGGUUGUUACCUUCCGGCGGACUUAAUUAUAAAUUACCUUUUAAACAAUUACUUAUUCUUAGUGAUUACUUGUUAAAAUACAAGUUAAAUGCCAUAUGAAUUAAUAUUAUAUAAUUUGAUACAUAAUUGUAAUAUUUAGUGUCUUGAUUUUAUUGUCGGUUACUUUUUGAAUUCAUCCGAACGUAUAAAAGAUCGUUGUAGCACGUAUGCAGAGCAGUUGAAUUGUAACCUCUGGUCUGAACAUAAGUAAAGCGGAACUUAGAAAUAUAGUGUGCCUAAUAUAAAAGUGUCGUUUUGCUGCCGGCAUCCACCCUGACUAUACCACAUCAACAUAUCAGAAGUGGGAUUAUGUCCGGCCCAUUUAUUGAUGGCAUCGGCGUAAAGAAAAGGAGGUAUGUUGAAUCUUUGUCUUCUAACGAUAACGAAAACCAAGAUUUUUUUUCUUCAUCUGAUGACGAAGAUUCUUCUCGCAAACAAUACAAACGGAAAAGGCGACGAGUGACUCAAAUAGACGCUGAAGUUAUCCCGACUUUCCGACCGGAUGAAAAAACUAGUAACGUGAAAGGGUGGUUGCAUAAAAUCGACCAGUUGGGGGAUGUGUAUAACUGGGACAAUACGGAUCGUCAGUUUAUUAUGCAGAUACGCCUUCGGGGUUCCGCAAGGGAAUGGUACGACGACUUGGAGGAUUAUAAUCUUACAUGGAGUGAGUGGAAAAAUGCUUUAGAAACUGCAUUUCCGCGUUCUACGGACUAUGUAGAUCUUUUAGAAGUUAUGCUUGCAAGAAAGAAAUCCGACAGCGAAACUAUGACGAAAUACUUUCACGAUAAAAUAUCCUUACUGAAGAAAUGUCAUAUCAUAGGCGAGGCGGCGAUUUCAUGUGUCAUCAGGGGAUUACCGGUUGAAAUAAGAGCCAACGCAAAAGCUUUCCAAUGCGACACACCGCAGCAGCUUUAUUACGGAUAUUUAUCAUCACUCGAAAACUAUAAGCAAAUAGAAGCUCCUAGCAGUCUUAAACGCCAAAGUACGUCGUGGAAGAGAGGUAGUGAUGUCGCAUCGAGCUCACGGGAAAAUGACUGUUUGCCCAAGAAGUGCUACGCUUGUAGAAGACAAGGACACGAAGCCAAGGACUGCAGAGUUCCACGGUGUGAAAUCUGUCAUCGUCCAGGCCACACGUCUUCCACCUGUUGGUAUGCUACCAGUUCAUCUCGACAACAGCAGAAGAUGCAGCAACUCCACGAAAAACCAGCAUCAAGUAACAUGGCCGAUCGCCGUGGGACACGGCAAACUCAGGAUGGCCGAAUGUUAUCGACUUCCGGUCCUAGCUUCAGCAGUACAUAACAUAAUAUUUAAUAGAUUAAUAUUUUUUUCCUAUUUAGCUGAUUAUUAUAAUAAUUGUAUUAUGAACAUAGAGUAAAAUGUAAAUAAUAACUAACGCCGUCCGGUUGUUACCUUCCGGCGGACUUAAUUAUAAAUUACCUUUUAAACAAUUACUUAUUCUUAGUGAUUACUUGUUAAAAUACAAGUUAAAUGCCAUAUGAAUUAAUAUUAUAUAAUUUGAUACAUAAUUGUAAUAUUUAGUGUCUUGAUUUUAUUGUCGGUUACUUUUUGAAUUCAUCCGAACGUAUAAAAGAUCGUUGUAGCACGUAUGCAGAGCAGUUGAAUUGUAACCUCUGGUCUGAACAUAAGUAAAGCGGAACUUAGAAAUAUAGUGUGCCUAAUAUAAAA
Messenger RNA from Manduca sexta (tobacco hornworm), 1820 nucleotides. RefSeq lists its product as uncharacterized. The coding region runs from base 444 to 1433 and encodes 329 amino acids. The transcript is spliced from 2 exons. The record is from RefSeq and is a predicted model, not a curated record. Gene Ontology annotation, molecular function: nucleic acid binding; zinc ion binding. Lineage: Eukaryota; Metazoa; Arthropoda; Insecta; Lepidoptera; Sphingidae.